Molecule: messenger RNA, 3852 nt
Organism: Strigops habroptila (Kakapo)
Lineage: Eukaryota; Metazoa; Chordata; Aves; Psittaciformes; Psittacidae
Product: TOG array regulator of axonemal microtubules protein 2-like
Exons: 24
Coding region: 1-3852 (1283 amino acids)
Biological process (GO): microtubule cytoskeleton organization
Cellular component (GO): cytoplasmic microtubule; cilium
Molecular function (GO): microtubule binding
Source: RefSeq, a predicted model, not a curated record
AUGAAGAAGCAGAUGAGUUCACGGGAGGGGGAUGAAGCUGGGGAGUCUCCACACCCAAGAGAUGUCUCUCCCCUGGAUGGCUACAUCAGCAAGGCUGAUGGGCAUGAUCUCAACACUGUGGAUGAGGAUGAUCUCCCCCAACUUUCUCAGCGAGCCUUGACCCAGGACCCCCAGAAAAGGGAGGCGAGGAGCACUGCCCUGGAAACCAUUGAGAUCAAGAAGAACCUGCAGACAGGGAAGAUGUCUGAGGAUCUGCUAGGCUCACAGAGAGGCCUGACUGACUGCAGUGACCCUAAAGAGGGAACCCUGAAGUCAGUAGUUUCCAGGUCACCUUCCCAGAGGCUCCUGGUAGCCUCGAAGCCCAUGCCUCCCAUCCAGAAGCGCCUGCCUUCCUCAGAGCCCAGCAGGAUGAGCAACAGGGAGCUGGAGCAGAGGAAAGACGGCAGAGGCAGUGAUGACAGUGAUGGGAAUAAGAAGGAGCUGAUGUCAAUGCCAAAAGCAUGGCGCCGCACUUGUGAACCCAUCUCACCUGAUCUGCAGCAUCACGUUGGUGGAGGCAUGAAGUCUGACAGAGGUUUACGUGAACCCAUAGCUCCGUUGCGCCUCCCACCUAUCCAGGCCAAGGAGAUGGUUCAUGGGCAACAAAGGCCUCGCACUUGUGAACCCAUCUUGCCUGUUCUCCAGCCUCACGUUGGUGGAGGCAUGAAGUCUGACAGAGGUUUACGUGAACCCAUAGCUCCAUUGCGCCUCCCACCUAUCCAGGCCAAGGAGAUGGUUCAUGGGCAACAAAGUAAUGUCAUUUCUGCUGCCAGUGCACCUCACGUUGGUGGUGGCAUGAAGUCUGACAGAGGUUUACGUGAACCCAUAGCUCCAUUGCGCCUCCCACCUAUCCAGGCCAAGGAGAUGGUUCAUGGGCAACAAAGUAAUGUCAUUUCUGCUGCCAGUGCACAUCAUGUUGGUGGUGGCAUGAAGUCUGACGGAGAAUUACAUGAACCUGCGGCCCCGUUACACCUCCCACAUAUCCAGGCCAAGGAGAUGGAUCAUCUCAUGAGCCCUCGCCUUCAAAGUGAUGACGACUCAAAGGACAGGAGUGGAAGGAUCGAUGUUACCUUGUCCACAUCAGUUCAGAAGAAGAUCAACCAGCAGCAAAGGCAGCAAAUGAGAGCGAAGGAGCUUCUGCGUGGAAAGAGGAAGAAAGAAAGAGAAAAGUCCUCGCAGCUCCUGCCACAGGGUAUUGACCCUGGGGAUACCGCUGAAGAAACGAUGUCAGUGCUGGCCACUGCUCCCGACUCUGUAGGGUGUGGAGAGAAGUCAGAGCGUGGAGAUGACCAGGAAGCCAGACCCUUCUCUGACGCACAGCACGGGCUGCUCAGCACACUCACAUGGCUCAGCAGUGAUGACUGGGAGGAAAAGACCAAGGGCCUCUUCAGCGUCAGACGCCUGGCUAUCUGCCACUCAGAAGUCCUUCUUAGUAGACUUCAUGAUGUUUCCUUGGCAGUUACCAAAGAGGUGAACAACCUCCGCUCGAAGGUUUCUCUCCUCGCAAUCAACACUCUUGGAGAGCUCUUCAGGACCAUGCAGAAGCACAUGGACCCUGUUGUGGAUGAGGUUAAUCGGGUCCUGCUCCAGAGGAUGGGGAAUUGCAGCAUGUCAAUUCAGAAAGCAGCCAAUCAGUGCCUGGGGAUCAUGGUGGGGAACGUGACUCCUGCACGAGCAAUGACUGCUCUCAUGGCUAGUGGAAUCCAUUACCGCAGUGUCCUGGUGCGGAAGUGUGCGGCUGAACACCUGCUGACCACGAUGGAGCAAAUUGGAGCCCAGAAGCUCCUGUCUGGCUCAUGUGACCGUACCGAAGUGCUUGUUCGUGCUGUGGUGAUGCUUGCUCAAGAUUGUCAUCAGGACACAAGGUGUUAUGGACGGAAGAUGCUGCGUAUAUUGAUGCGUCAUCAAAAAUUUGAGAAGUAUCUGAAUCAGUCUAUUCCCUCUCAUGACUUGGAAGAUCUUAUAGCAACAAUAAUGCAGAAAGGCAUAGAAGACCUUAAAUGCGAAGCUGCAUCUGCCAAGGAAUCCAGGGACCCUGUGAACAGCGGCCAGAAGAUGCCCCAGAACAACUUGGCUUCUGAUGCAGGAUUGAGGUCUGGCUCUGAGGUGCCCAACUUACCCUGUCAGACUGUCCAUCACACGUCAGUUCAGGCUGUGGAGGAAACCGAAGAGUUCAUGGAGCUUUGCAGGCUCCUGACAGCCGAGGACUGUCAGUCACGACUGAAGGGAGUGCAGCUUCUCCGAGAUCACUGCAAAAGCAGCCCCUGGUUCAUCUCUACUAUCACUGUCCAGAUUUUUGGUGUUUUUGUCCUGAGAAUUCAGGACUGCAACAAGAAAGUGAAGCAGCAGGCGCUGGAGGCUCUGUCUUGGAUGACAUCUGUGCUCAGAGAUGCCUUACACCCAGUGCUGGUGUCUCUGGUAGAAGCAGUCACUGACAACCUGAACUCAAAGCACCCAGGGAUUUCUGCUGCAGCUGUGAAAGCACUGGAAGCAUUCAUUGCUCAGCUAGCGAUGUCAGUGCCGGCCACUGCUCCCGACUCUGUAGGGUGUGGAGAGAAGUCAGAGCGUGGAGAUGACCAGGAAGCCAGACCCUUCCCUGACGCACAGCAGGGGCUGCUCAGCACACUCACAUGGCUCAGCAGUGAUGACUGGGAGGAAAAGACCAAGGGCCUCUUCAGCGUCAGACGCCUGGCUAUCUGCCACUCAGAAGUCCUUCUUAGUAGACUUCAUGAUGUUUCCUUGGCAGUUACCAAAGAGGUGAACAACCUCCGCUCGAAGGUUUCUCUCCUCGCAAUCAGCGCUCUUGGAGAGCUCUUCAGGACCAUGAAGAAGCACAUGGACCCUGUUGUGGAUGAGGCUACUCGGGUCCUGCUCCAGAGGAUGGGGAAUUGCAGCAUGUCAAUUCAGAAAGCAGCCAAUCAGUGCCUGGGGAUCAUGGUGGGGAACGUGACUCCUGCACGAGCAAUGACUGCUCUCAUGGCUAGUGGAAUCCAUUACCGCAAUGUCCUGGUGCGGAAGUGUGCGGCUGAACACCUGCUGACCACAAUGGAGCAAAUUGGAGCCCAGAAGCUCCUGUCUGGCACGCGUUACAGUACCGAGGUGCUUGUUCGUGCAGUGGUAAAGCUUGCUCAAGAUUGUCAUCAGGACACAAGGUGUUAUGGACGGAAGAUGCUGAAUAUAUUGAUGAGUCAUCAAAAAUUUGAGAAGUAUCUGAAUCAGACUGUUCCCUCGCGUGACUUGAAAGAUGUUAUGGCAGCAGUAAGGCAGAAAGGCAUAGAAGACCUUAAAUGCGAAGCUGCAUCUGCCAAGGAAUCCAGGGACCCUGUGAACAGCGGCCAGAAGAUGCCCCAGAACAACUUGGCUUCUGAUGCAGGAUUGAGGUCUGGCUCUGAGGUGCCCAACUUACCCUGUCAGACUGUCCAUCACACGUCAGUUCAGGCUGUGGAGGAAACCGAAGAGUUCAUGGAGCUUUGCAGGCUCCUGACAGCCGAGGACUGUCAGUCACGACUGAAGGGAGUGCAGCUUCUCCGAGAUCACUGCAAAAGCAGCCCCUGGUUCAUCUCUACUAUCACUGUCCAGAUUUUUGGUGUUUUUGUCCUGAGAAUUCAGGACUGCAACAAGAAAGUGAAGCAGCAGGCGCUGGAGGCUCUGUCUUGGAUGACAUCUGUGCUCAGAGAUGCCUUACACCCAGUGCUGGUGUCUCUGGUAGAAGCAGUCACUGACAACCUGAACUCAAAGCACCCAGGGAUUUCUGCUGCAGCUGUGAAAGCACUGGAAGCAUUCAUUGCUCAGCUAGAGUCAAGUGAACACUGA